UCCACACAGUUAAAAAUACGGAACCCUCAUCGCAGUGGUAACAUAUUCCCUUCGAUAAGAUAAACACAGAUAACUUUACCACAGCUGCAGGACACCAGCACAAAUAAUUAAGCUAACGCCAUGCCAAGAAAGAAAGACAUUGUUAAAGGUGGUGCUCCAGUAGCUAGACUCAGAGAAAGCUCCAGACUUAUGCGCACACACGAAUCUAUGGUAGAUUACAUAAAUGGACGUCAUUCUGGGGGCUCUUUCCUGGAUGUCUUUGCCUCGGGCGUAUUUGGUUUAGAUUUUUUAAGGACCUUUGAUGGAGACUUGGACCAUGAUCUCAUAUAUACUGAUGAGGAGGAUGAUGAUGACGACGAUGUUCACUUCUGUUCACACAAUGCUGCUUACAGGCCUUUACAACCACAUCCAAGAAUAAGACAACUCACUGACGAGGAGGCCGAUAAACAUGCAAAGGAAUUGAUAGAAGAAGAGGAACGGCGUAAGGAGAAAACGGAGAAGAACAAGCGUAAGAAAUUGCGUAAAAAAGAAAAGAAGCGACUAGAAAAGGAGAAUGCAGUUAAAGACAUUUUACCUGAGGAAGAAAAAGGGAAGUCGGACUCCUCAGAAAAUCGUGAAGAAAAUCCUGUUAUUGAAAGUAACCCAGAAGCAGAUGAAUCUCCUGAAUCUGUUAAAACAGAAAAUGCAACGGAGGCAGCUGGAUGUAAUGAGAGCAGUGGUAAUAAUAAUAAAGAAGAAAGUCUUGUGAAGAUUAAUAAGAAAGAAGAUGAGGAGCACAAGGAUUUGGAUUUAAAUAAUUCAUAUGCUCCUAUGGUAAAAUCGGUACCCGAGGAGACGUGUAACCAGAGACCUGCGAGAGAAAGAAAAAAUGGAAAAACUAAAUCUCUGGGAGAUCAGUCCAAGGAGGAAAAACCAAAAGUUGUAGAGACACCUGAAGUCCAAAAGAAGGAACAGAAACAUGAUCCCAAUAAAGAGAAAACGAUGGAUCCCAGUGCAGAAGAGUUUGCAAAAAGAAGCAGAGAGCUUGCUGGUAUCGGAAAUCGUUUGGCUGCCUCUGCACAGUACGAGAUGGCUGUGAAAUGCUUUACAGAUGCCAUAAAAUAUAACCCAAAGGAAUUUAAGUUAUUUGGAAAUCGGUCCCUCUGUUAUGAAAGAAUGCAGCAGUAUGAAAAUGCUCUCAGGGAUGCUGACGUAGCACUCUCCAUGGAGCCAAAUUGGAUAAAAGGUUUAUUUAGAAAAGGAAAAGCUCUAUGUGGGCUCAAGAGAUACUACGAGGCAUCGCUGAUCUAUAAGGACGUGUUGAAGCUGGAAAGUUCGAGUGCUGAAGCCACACAAGAGCUGAAACGAGCACAGACAUUGCAUCUAAUGGAAAUGGGAUUCUCCUGGGCGCAGAGCUCUGAGGCCUUGAAAACACACGCCACGUUGGAGGAAGCUGUCGAAGCUCUGUUUGGUGUUGACAGUGAUCUGGGUCCUGGAGAUGCCAUUGCCAACACAGACCAACCACCAGUGGUGCAGGAAUAUGAUGACGAUGAGGGAGAGUGGAUUGUCCUGCAACCAAGCCGUCCUAGAACGCAGCAGGUCAAAGAGUUUGAUGCGUUUGGCCAAAGCAGAUCGAAAUCUCAGUCACCGACCCCUCAAUCACGGACAUCUAUGAAACCGGAGCUUUUCCCCAUCUGGGUUGGAUCCUUGGCCCCUGCUGUCACCUACACAACACUCCACGAGCUCUUCAGCAGAGCUGGGACAGUCUACAGCAUCAAGAUGCUGUUGGAACACCAGUGUGCCUUUGUGAACUACAUCAAAAAGGAAGACUGUGACAGAGCCAUACAGUGUAUUAAUGGAUUGGUGGUAGAGGGGGCCCCACUAUCUGUGCGAUAUCCCAAUAAGAUCCACACUGGACUGGGUGCGUCCAAAUUUGCCGCCACAGACUCGUUUUCACGACCCGGCCCGUUUUACAAGAAGGAGUGCUUUUUCUGGAGGACCACGGGCUGCACAAGGCAGGACUGCACCUUCAAACAUGUCCCAGAGCACAAGAACAUUGACAAGGACAAAUUUACCAGUAGACUGGGAAAUCUAGGAAUUCAGAAAUGACAAGCAUGCAUUGUUUCAUGUGACAUUUAAUAGUGAAGUUGCCAAACUGGGUUGCUUUCAGUCGUUCGUCUUGGUUUCAAAAAAAUAAUCAUUGUUUGGAUUUGUCAUUCUGCCGCUGCUACGUCAUACUACUGUGUCAUGGUAAACAUUUGUGUGCAUCAAGCUCCGAGCAUUCCUUUGUAUUGUUAUUGUCAGGGAUUAUUUAAUCUGUUUAAAGAUUGUGUUAAUACACUUGAUUGUUUACUCUUGUAGUAUUGUUUUAAAAUUGAUUUAACAGAUAUUUUGUUUCAGUCACCACUAGGUGGCACUGUUACCUCUUUAUCCCUUAACUUUGGGGCUAUUAACUGUUCUGCUUUCAUUUUUAAAGCUGUAAUUGAUGAGUAGUAAGUCACAUUGAAUGUGCCAUGUUUAACUGUAAAACUGUGCCCUGUAUUUACAUCACUGGGGCAUUGGGUCUGUUUAAUGUGCAGGAUGACUAAUGGUUCAGUUCAUUAUGUGUAAUUUCUGUAAUGCCAUGUCUGUUGGAGAAUCUGUUUAAAUGUAGUGAUGUUUGUGUUCAAACAAUCAUACAAGAAGUGCCUUUUAGUAGCACUGUGGCUGCAGUUUAUCAUGGGUCAGUCCAGAGGGAAUUAAAGCCGCAACUUUGAGGUUGUUAAUAUCGGGCCAUGCACAUUAAUAUAUGUGGUACAAGACUGAAAACCUGGCGUAGGUGGAACAGUAUAGAUGGGCCUGGAUGUGACUCACUACAAAGAAUAAUAAAGUCAGCCUCAUGAGAAACUGCAUAAGGCUAAAGCACGA
Messenger RNA from Micropterus dolomieu (smallmouth bass), 2886 nucleotides. RefSeq lists its product as uncharacterized. Gene Ontology annotation, molecular function: metal ion binding; protein binding; RNA binding. Lineage: Eukaryota; Metazoa; Chordata; Actinopteri; Centrarchiformes; Centrarchidae. The record is from RefSeq and is a predicted model, not a curated record. Bases 121 to 2088 code for a protein of 655 amino acids. The transcript has 18 exons.